AUUCUGUCAGUGAUCCAGAGACAUUUCUGCUAGUGAGUGAGAGGAUUUGGAAACCACAGGAUCUGCUGCUACUUAAUAUAAAAACGUUUCUUCAACUCUUUCUUCGUUUUAUCAGGAAUCUUCCUUCCAUUGCAGUGGGAUUCAGAUCUGUGACAGUACACCGGAUCCCAGUUUUGAGGAAGAACAUGGACAAUAUUCAUCAGACUAAAGCUGUCUCCCCUAAGAAGGAGAAUCUUCCCUGUAUUGCACCCCUACUAGCCACAGUGGAGGAGACUCCAGAGACUAUUUCUGCCGAAGUCCAAGGACAAUUCCCCAAGUGGCUCAAUGGCUCUCUACUUCGAACUGGACCUGGGAAAUUUGAGUUUGGGAAGGAUGAGUACAAUCACUGGUUUGAUGGGAUGGCGUUGCUUCACCAAUUUAGGAUGGAGAAGGGCACUGUCACAUAUAGGAGCAAGUUUCUGCAGAGUGACACGUACAAGGCCAAUAGUGUGCAGAACCGAAUUGUGAUCUCAGAAUUUGGCACCCUGGCUCUCCCUGAUCCAUGCAGGAAUGUUUUUGAAUGUUUCAUGUCCAAGUUUGAGCUACCUGCAAUGACUGACAACACCAGUGUCAACUAUGUGUGGUACAAGGGUGAUUACUACCUUAGCUCUGAGAACAACUUUAUGAAUAAAGUGGACAUUGAAACCCUGGAAAAAACAGAAAAGGUGGACUGGAGCAAAUUCAUUGCUGUGAAUGGAGCAACUGCACAUCCUCAUUAUGACCCAGAUGGAACUGCAUACAACAUGGGGAACUCCUAUGGGCCAUAUGGUUCUUGCUAUAAUAUUAUUCGGGUUCCUCCAGAAAAGGUGGAUGUUGGGGAUACAAUCCAUGGAGCCCAGGUGAUAUGUUCGAUUGCUUCUACAGAGCGUCUUAAACCUUCUUAUUACCAUAGUUUUGGAAUGACAAAGAACUACAUAAUCUUCAUUGAACAACCUCUAAAAAUCAAUCUAUGGAAAAUGAUCACUUCUAAAAUCCGGGGAAAGGCCCUCUCAGACGGAAUCAGCUGGGAGCCCCAGUCUAACACACGGUUUCAUGUGGUGAAUAAGCACACUGGACAGCUUCUUCCAGGGAUGUACUUCACUAAGCCGUUUGUUAUGUUUCAUCAAAUCAAUGCUUUUGAGGACCAGGGCUGUGUUGUAAUUGAUUUGUGCUGUCAAGAUAAUGGAAGAAGCUUAGAACUUUACCAACUACAGAAUCUUAGGAAAGCUGGGGAAGAGCUUGAUCAGGUCUAUAAUUCAGCGGCCACAUCUUUCCCUCGAAGAUUUGUUUUGCCCUUACAUGCCAGUUUGAACGCCCCUGAGGGAGAGAACCUCAGCCCGCUGUCUUACUCCUCAGCCAGUGCUGUGAAACAGGCUGAUGGCAAGAUUUGGUGCUCUUAUGAAAAUCUACACCCUGAGAACUUAGAACAAGUAGGAGGUAUUGAGUUUCCCCAGAUCAACUAUGGCCAGUUUUGUGGCAAAAAGUAUCGUUUCUUCUAUGGCUGUGGAUUUCGGCAUUUGGUGGGGGAUUCUCUGAUCAAGGUCGACGUGGUGAACAAGACACUGAAGGUUUGGAGAGAAGAUGACUUUUAUCCGUCAGAACCUGUUUUUGUUCCAGUACCAGGGUCCAGUGAGGAAGAUGGUGGGGUUAUUCUUUCUGUGGUGAUCACUCCCAACCAGAAUAAAAGCAACUUUCUCCUAGUCUUGGAUGCCAAGAACUUUGAAGAACUGGGCCGAGCAGAGGUGCCUGUGCAAAUGCCUUACGGGUUUCAUGGCACCUUCAUAGCCACCUAAGAGAAGAACCGGGAGGUCUGGGGACCAGGUUUAAGAUGAAUGUGCUCUGUACAAAAAGAGACCGAAAAGGGAACCUUACUUUCCAAACCUCAGACAUCUGGUUUUUACAUUAUUAUAUAUAAAAAAAGAUUUCAA
Molecule: messenger RNA, 1946 nt
Organism: Pipistrellus kuhlii (Kuhl's pipistrelle)
Lineage: Eukaryota; Metazoa; Chordata; Mammalia; Chiroptera; Vespertilionidae
Gene: BCO2
Product: beta-carotene oxygenase 2
Exons: 12
Coding region: 186-1811 (541 amino acids)
Biological process (GO): carotene catabolic process; retinal metabolic process
Cellular component (GO): mitochondrion
Molecular function (GO): carotenoid dioxygenase activity; beta-carotene 15,15'-dioxygenase activity
Source: RefSeq, a predicted model, not a curated record